AUGUCAGCAGAAUCCUCAUCACCUCUUCCGCACUCUGAUGCCACGGGAGAGAAGUUCGAUACUCAGUACGGCUCCUCGUAUGCCGCCAAGCAUAAGCUCUCAUCCCACUUUAUCGGCGGGAAUAGACUAGAUUUGGCACCUUCGGGCCCUGUAAAGGACUUUGUAGCUGGUCAUGACGGACAUACCGUUAUCACGAACGUACUCAUUGCAAAUAACGGUAUCGCCGCCGUCAAGGAAAUCAGAAGUGUACGGAAAUGGGCGUACGAGACAUUUGGCGAUGAGCGGGCAAUCCAGUUUACCGUUAUGGCGACGCCGGAAGAUUUGAAGGCCAAUGCUGAUUACAUUAGAAUGGCUGAUAAAUACGUUGAAGUACCGGGAGGAACAAAUAACAACAAUUAUGCCAACGUCGAAUUGAUUGUCGAUGUUGCGGAACGUAUGGGCGUGCAUGCCGUAUGGGCUGGAUGGGGUCACGCAAGUGAAAAUCCAAAGCUUCCGGAGUCGCUGGCGGCAUCGAAACACAAAAUCGUAUUUAUCGGACCCCCAGGAUCUGCUAUGCGCUCCUUGGGUGACAAAAUUUCAUCCACAAUCGUAGCUCAACAUGCCAAUGUUCCUUGUAUCCCCUGGAGUGGUACUGGCGUCGAUGAUGUCGUGGUUGAUGAUGCCGGACUUGUUACCGUUGCACCUGAAAUUUAUACUAAGGGAUGCGUUACAACUGCCGAAGAGGCGCUCGAGAAGGCGCGAAUAAUCGGUUUCCCAGUUAUGAUCAAGGCUAGUGAAGGUGGUGGUGGUAAGGGUAUUCGAAAGGUCGAGGGAGAAGAUGGAUUCCAGGCGCUUUUCACACAGGUGGCGAAUGAAGUCCCCGGAUCUCCAAUCUUUGUUAUGAAGCUAGCUGGUCAGGCCAGACAUUUGGAAGUCCAGCUCCUAGCGGAUCAGUAUGGUAACAACAUCUCGUUAUUUGGACGUGAUUGUUCCGUCCAGAGACGACAUCAAAAGAUCAUCGAAGAAGCUCCGGUUACUAUCGCCAGACAAGAAACUUUCACGGAGAUGGAGAAGGCGGCUGUUAGAUUGGGCAAGUUGGUCGGUUACGUGUCUGCCGGUACCGUCGAGUACCUAUACUCGCAUGCCGAAGACAAGUUCUACUUCUUGGAGUUGAACCCUCGUUUACAGGUCGAGCAUCCGACUACUGAGAUGGUUACUGGUGUUAACCUCCCAGCUGCCCAGCUUCAGAUUGCUAUGGGUUUACCACUUCACAGGAUUCGUGAUAUUCGAUUACUCUAUGGCGUCGAUACCGCCUCUACUACCGAAAUUGAUUUCGACUUCUCAUCGGAAGAGUCCUUGCUUUCACAGCGUCGUCCAACUCCCAAGGGACAUACCACCGCUUGCAGAAUUACCUCCGAGGAUCCCGGUGAAGGAUUCAAGCCAUCUUCUGGUACAAUGCACGAUUUGAACUUCAGAUCUUCCUCGAAUGUCUGGGGUUACUUCUCCGUUAGUUCUCAGGGUGGUAUCCACUCUUUCUCCGAUUCUCAAUUCGGUCACAUCUUCGCAUAUGGAGAGAACAGAUCCGCCUCUAGGAAGCACAUGGUUAUCGCCUUGAAGGAACUGAGCAUCCGUGGUGACUUCAGAAAUACCGUUCAAUACCUCAUCAAACUUCUUCAACUCGAGUCCUUCGAGGAAAACACCUUUACCACAGGCUGGCUAGACGAGCUCAUCAGCAACAAGAUGACAGCUGAGAGACCAGAUCCCAUGUUAGCUGUCGUCUGCGGUGCCGUCACAAAGGCCCACAUUGCUAGCGAGACCUGUAUCAGCGAUUAUAGAACAUCGCUUGAGAGGGGUCAGGUGCCAUCGAAGGGAGCACUUAAAACCGUUUUCCCAGUUGAAUUUAUCUACGAGGGUGUUCGCUACAAAUUCACUGCCACGAGGUCUAGCGGAAACUCUUACCAUUUGUUCAUCAACGGUUCUAAGUGCGCAGUUGGUAUCCGCGCCCUUGCUGACGGCGGUUUACUUGUGCUGCUUAGUGGUCGCAGUCACAACGUUUACUGGAAAGAGGAUGUCGGCGCCACUCGUUUGAGUGUUGAUAACAUGACAUGUCUUUUGGAGCAAGAGAGCGAUCCAACACAGCUUAGAACUCCCUCUCCAGGAAAGCUAGUCAAGUUCCUCGUUGACAGCGGAGAUCAUGUCAAGAAGGGUCAAGCCUUCGCUGAAGUCGAGGUCAUGAAGAUGAUUAUGCCUUUGAUUGCUCAAGAAGACGGUAUGGUUCAAUUGAUCAAGCAACCCGGAGCGGUUCUCGAGGCCGGUGAUAUCCUUGGUAUCCUCGCCUUGGACGAUCCAUCCCGUGUGAAGCAUGCCCUUGCGUUCGAAGGCCAGCUUCCGAACUUCGGAGACCCACAGAUCGUUGGUACCAAGCCUGCGCAAAGAUUUGAACUCCUCAUCAGUAUUCUUAGGAACAUACUUGAGGGGUUCGAUAAUCAAGUCAUCAUGGCGCCGACACUAAAAGAGCUGAUUGAAGUGCUGAGGAACCCGGAACUCCCAUACGGUGAAUGGAGCGCACAGUUUGCGGCAUUGCACUCUAGAAUGCCGGCAAAACUUGGAACUUUGUUUACUACGGUUGUUGAUAGGGCUAGGGGGAGGAAGGCUGAAUUCCCUGCAAAGACUCUUCUAAAAACAUUUGAUAAGUUUAUCGACGACCAUUCGCAGACCGGUGACGCUUCCGGGUUGAGAGUCUCCCUUUCUCCUUUGCUUGAUAUCAUCAAGCGAUACCAAGAUGGACUUAAAGCUCACGAGUUUAACGUCAUUACGGCUCUCCUUGAUCAAUACUGGGUAACCGAGAAGAUCUUUUCUGGCCAGAAUACUCGAGAAGAGGAUGUCGUUUUGAGACUUCGAGACGAGAACAAGGAUAACAUCGACACUGUUGUCCAGGCUGUUCUCUCCCACAGCAAGAUUGGAGCCAAGAAUAACUUGAUCAUUGCCAUUCUUGACGAAUACAGGCCCAACAGACCGAAUGUCGGUGCUGUUGGCAAGUAUUUCCGUACUUCCCUCAAGAAGCUGACAGACUUGGAUAACCGUUCAACUUCAAAGGUGCAACUUAAGGCCAGAGAAUUGCUCAUCCAAUGCGCUUUGCCAUCCAUUGAGGAACGUCAAGGUCAGAUGGAACAUAUUCUGCGAUCUUCUGUUGUCGAAUCUCGUUAUGGUGAGGGCGGCUGGGAUCACAGAACUCCAAGCGUUGAAUUGCUCAAAGAAGUCAUCGAUUCCAAAUACACCGUCUUCGAUGUCCUUCCUCACUUCUUCGGCCACUCUGAUCCAUGGGUCUCUCUCGCGGCCCUCGAAGUCUAUAUCAGACGUGCUUACCGUGCCUACCAACUCAUGUCUGUCGACUACCAUUACACCGACACCGAACCACCAUUCAUGAUUACCUGGGAUUUCUGUCUCAGCAAGAUGGGCUUCUCAGACGCUGGAUUCCCCAUGCAACCCUCUACACCCGGAACACCCACUGCUGACAAAGCGAACCCAUUUAAGAGAAUAGGAUCCAUAAGUGAUAUGAGCUUCCUUGUCAAAAAUGCGGAGUCCGAGCCUAUUAGGAAGGGCGUCGUCGUACCCAUCGGAUAUCUUGACGAGGCAGAAGAAUAUCUCUCCAGGGCGCUCGAAUUGCUACCCAAGAAGGUCCAGAAGUUCGGAGGCGCCAGCGGCCUCAUGCCCGACCUCUCCCGGAGAAGACCACAACCUCUCAAAGUAGAGGAUGACGAAGAUCUUAGCGGCGUAUGUAAUGUGGCUGUUCGAGAUGUCGAGAACUUGACGGAUACGGAGAUCGCGGAGAGGAUUUCCGCCCUAAUGCAGGAAAGCACUGACGAGCUGCUCGCGCGCCAUAUUCGUCGUGUUACCUUCAUCUGUGGCCACAGGGAUGGCACCUAUCCGGGUUACUUUACGUUCCGUGCGCCAACUUACGUUGAAGACGAGAGGAUCCGUCAUAUCGAGCCGGCUUUGGCUUUCCAGCUUGAGUUGUCUCGGUUGUCGAAUUUCAAUAUCACUCCGGUGUUCACAGAGAACAGGAAUAUCCAUGUCUACAAGGCUGUGGGAAAGAAUGUACCAUCCGAUCAGAGGUACUUUACCCGUGCUGUCGUCAGACCGGGCAGACUCAGAGACGACAUUCCUACACCAGAGUAUUUGAUCUCCGAAACCGACCGUCUCGUUAGUGACAUCCUCGACGCAUUAGAAAUCAUUGGCAACAAUGGUACCGAUCUUAACCACAUUUUCAUCAACUUCUCACCCGUCUUCCCUCUUGAGCCCGAAGAAGUCUUCUCAGCCCUCGGUGGCUUCAUCGACCGUUUCGGUCGUCGUUCAUGGAGACUUCGUGUCACCACCGCUGAAAUCCGUAUCGUCUGCUCUGACCCAUCAACAGGCAUUGCCACCCCUCUCAGAGUCAUCAUCAACAACGUCUCCGGAUAUGUCAUUCAAUAUGAAGUUUACUUUGAGAAGAAGAACGAGAAAAAGCAAUGGGUCUUCCACAGCAUUCCGUUGGAAAGCAACAGCAAGCCAGGUUCUAUGCACCUUCGUCCCGUUAGUACGCCCUAUGCUACUAAGGAGGCGCUUCAGCCAAAGCGUUAUCGGGCACACCUUAUGGGAACCCAAUACGUUUACGACUUCCCAGAACUCUUCCGUCAAGCUAUCCAAAAUAGCUGGGAUAAGGCCGUCAAGAAGCACCCAGAGCUUAGGAAGGCGAUGCCGCAGCCUGGUACCUGCAUUGACUAUAAUGAAUUGGUGCUCGAUGACAACUAUAGCUUGGUUGAAGUCAAUCGAGAGCCUGGUACUAAUACCCACGGUAUGGUUGGAUGGCUCGUUACCGCGAAGACCCCUGAGUAUCCUAAAGGCCGAAGGUUUGUGAUCAUCGCCAACGAUAUCACGUUCAAGAUAGGAUCCUUCGGGCCGCAGGAGGAUCGGUUUUUCAAUGCUUGCACUGAGUUGGCAAGGAAGCUUGGUAUUCCCAGAAUCUACUUGUCUGCAAACUCCGGUGCCCGUAUCGGUAUGGCCGAAGAGCUUAUUCCGUUGUUCUCGGUUGCGUGGAAUGACCCUGGAAAGCCAGACGCUGGAUUCAGGUAUCUUUACUUGACUCCUGAGGUCCAUGCUAAAUUUGAAGAGAGUGGAAGGAAGGAGGUCAUUACCGAGAGAGUUGUCGAGGAAGGCGAGGAGAGGUAUAAGAUUACUACGAUUAUUGGAAGAGAGGAUGGGUUGGGUGUGGAAUGUUUGAGAGGUUCCGGUAUCAUUGCUGGUGCUACAUCGAGGGCCUAUGAUGAUAUCUUUACGAUUACAUUGGUCACUUGUCGAUCCGUUGGUAUCGGUGCUUACCUUGUCAGACUCGGCCAGCGUGCUGUGCAAAUUGAAGGGCAGCCAAUCAUCUUGACCGGUGCCCCGGCUAUCAACAAACUCUUGGGUCGUGAAGUCUACACAUCCAAUCUUCAACUUGGUGGAACCCAGAUCAUGUACAAGAAUGGUGUUUCCCAUCUCACCGCAUCUAACGACUUCGAUGGGAUUACGAAGAUUGUGUCGUGGUUGUCUUACGUCCCUGAUAAGAGGAACUCACCUGUUCCAAUCCUACCAUCUAGCGAUCCUUGGGAUCGUGAUAUCCUUUACAUGCCUCCUCAAAGGGAGCCAUACGAUGUUAGAUGGUUGAUUGGUGGCAAAGAAGACGACAUCGGCUUCGCACACGGUCUAUUUGAUAAGGAAUCCUUCCAGGAAACACUCAGCGGAUGGGCCAAGACUGUUGUCAUCGGCAGAGCUAGACUGGGCGGUAUCCCCGUCGGUGUCAUCGCUGUCGAAACACGAUCCGUCGAAAAUGUCAUCCCAGCCGAUCCCGCCAACCCAGAUUCUACCGAACAAAUCAACAUGGAAGCCGGACAAGUCUGGUACCCCAAUUCGGCCUUCAAAACCGCACAAGCUAUCAACGACUUCAACAAGGGUGAACAGUUACCCCUCAUCAUCCUUGCCAACUGGCGUGGUUUCUCUGGUGGUCAGCGUGAUAUGUACUUCGAAGUUCUCAAGUACGGUGCAUACAUUGUCGAUGCGCUGGUUAAGUACCAACAACCGAUCUUUGUUUACAUCCCACCAUUUGGAGAACUACGUGGUGGUUCGUGGGUUGUUAUCGAUCCUACAAUCAACGCCGAUAUGAUGGAGAUGUAUGCGGAUGAGGAAGCUAGAGGUGGUGUCUUGGAACCCGAGGGUAUCGUUGGGAUUAAAUAUAGGAGAGACAAGCAGCUCGAGACUAUGGCUAGACUCGAUCCAACCUAUGCAGAACUCAGGCAACAACUUCAGAACAAAUCGUUGUCAGCAAGCGAGCAGUCGGAUAUCAAGGUUAAGAUGACAGAGAGAGAGAACCUCCUCAUGCCAGUCUACGGACAAAUCUCCCUGCACUUCGCAGAUCUCCACGAUCGCGCCGGAAGAAUGAAGGCGAAGGGAGUGAUCAGGAAGGAACUGCAAUGGUAUAAUGCUCGAAGAUUCUUGUACUGGCGAUUGAGAAGACGAUUGAAUGAGGAGUAUAUCCUGAAGAAGCUGGUUCCUGUAUCGAAGAAUAUGACGAGAGCGACGGCACUAGAGUUACUGAAGAACUGGUACGGAGGUGAAAGUUUUGAAGGUAACGAUAGGGCUGUUGCUACGUGGUAUGAAGAGCACACUAAGGAUGUUGCUGCUAAGAUGGAGGAAUUGAAGCUUGAUGGGGUUGCGAAGGAGGUUGCGGGGAUGUUGGGAGGGAAUGGAGCUACUAAGGCCGGGGCGUUGAAGGGGAUUGCGGCAUCGAUUGAGAAGUUGUCGGCUGAGGAGAAGGCGGCGCUUUUGGGCAUGCUUUCAUAG
Orbilia oligospora ATCC 24927 is the source of this 6834-nucleotide messenger RNA. RefSeq lists its product as uncharacterized. The coding region runs from base 1 to 6834 and encodes 2277 amino acids. The record is from RefSeq and is a predicted model, not a curated record. The transcript has 5 exons. NCBI's taxonomy places the organism in Eukaryota, Fungi, Ascomycota, Orbiliomycetes, Orbiliales, Orbiliaceae. Gene Ontology annotation, molecular function: acetyl-CoA carboxylase activity; metal ion binding; ATP binding. Gene Ontology annotation, biological process: fatty acid biosynthetic process.